Molecule: messenger RNA, 2939 nt
Organism: Mugil cephalus (flathead mullet)
Lineage: Eukaryota; Metazoa; Chordata; Actinopteri; Mugiliformes; Mugilidae
Gene: tmtops2b
Product: teleost multiple tissue opsin 2b
Exons: 4
Coding region: 467-1609 (380 amino acids)
Biological process (GO): visual perception; G protein-coupled receptor signaling pathway
Cellular component (GO): membrane; photoreceptor outer segment
Molecular function (GO): G protein-coupled receptor activity
Source: RefSeq, a predicted model, not a curated record
UUCACCUCGAGGAGUCUCCACUGUGAGCGGGGGCUAAAAUCCAAAAGUGGUGACUUGAAGAAGAAAAGACUGCCCCAAACAUAAAUGAGCGGUUAGAAAAGGGGCUGAGGCAUGUGUUAAUUUAGGAUGAAUCGCGCCAGUUCGGCCAAAUUAAAGGCAUUUAUGAAGCGUUUUCUGAAAGUGAUGAAUACGGAGGAGGCGCCGCGUCAAGGUAACAGGUGGCACACUACAGUUGCAGUGUUUCUUUUCGUGUCAGCUUUCUAGGUGAGAGCUCCCAGCUGCGCGCGCUCAGUAUAUGUGGAGGAAUGUGCGUUUUGAACAUGAGGUGCACAUGUGCCAAAGAAAACACAGCCCGGAUUAAGACUUAAAAGAGGGAGGCUGCUUUGUCCAUAAACUUUCCAGGUGAACAAUGUGAUCGGUCCUAUUUAUCCACACUUGUUCCAGAGCGCUUAUAAAAAUCAGAUGAAUGGACCGCAGGAUGUUUUCUGGUCAGAGUGGUCUGAACUACAGCUUCAACCUGAGCGAUGACCAGGAGCUGCUGGACGCACCGGCCGGCUCGGCCAAACUGUCCCCGACUGGCUUUGUAGUGCUGUCCGUGGUGCUGGGCUUCAUCAUGACUUUUGGCUUCCUCAACAACUUAGUCGUCUUGCUUCUGUUUUGCAAAUUCAAGAAGCUGCGGACUCCGGUGAACAUGCUGCUGCUGAACAUCAGCGUCAGUGACAUGCUGGUGUGCUUGUUCGGAACUACUCUCAGCUUCGCUUCCAGUGUUCGUGGAAAGUGGCUGCUGGGGCGCAACGGCUGCAACUGGUACGGCUUCAUCAACUCCUGCUUCGGUAUCGUAUCGCUGAUCUCCCUGGUGAUCCUCUCCUACGACCGCUACAGCACCCUGACUGUCUACAACAAGCGUGGCCCAGACUACCGCAAGCCCCUUCUGGCAGUCGGAGGCUCUUGGCUGUAUUCCUUGUUUUGGACAGUGCCCCCACUAUUGGGCUGGAGCAGCUAUGGAAUAGAAGGGGCAGGAACAAGCUGCUCUGUCUCUUGGACGGUUAACACUGCCCAGUCACACGCCUAUAUCAUCUGCCUCUUCACCUUCUGCCUGGGCCUUCCCGUCCUGGUGAUGAUUUACUGCUAUGGCAGGCUGCUUUGGGCGGUCAAACAGGUUGGUAAAAUCCGAAAGACUGCAGCCCGAAAGAGAGAGUACCACAUACUGUUUAUGGUCCUGACCACAGCAGCUUGCUACUUGUUGUGCUGGAUGCCUUACGGUGUGGUGGCCAUGAUGGCGACGUUCGGCCCGCCCAACAUCAUUAGCCCCGUGGCCAGCGUGGUUCCCUCACUGCUGGCAAAGAGCAGCACUGUCAUCAACCCCCUCAUCUACAUACUCAUGAACAAACAGUUCUACAGGUGUUUCCUGACCAUGUUUCACUGCGACCACUGGUCAGCGCAGAACGGCAACACCUCGAUGCCCUCCAAGACCACGGUGAUCCACCUGAACCGCAGGGUCUACAGCAACACGGUGGCCUGCACCGCCCAGAUCUCCACCGGCGGUCUCAACCAGUGCUACAGCACCCCGUCCACCAAACGCACGAACCCCCCCGAGGUCACGUCCUAGGCCUCCGCAACGGCAACAGACUGCCACCGAGACGCACGAAUAACUCCACCGGAUGCAUACAGUAUGAACUACGAGGAUUACAGCAUGAAACACUUAGGGGGGGUCGGUGUCCUUUCUGUAUGAGCUUGUCUUUGUAAAUCGCCUGAUUUUCUUCCCGCUCAGUAGGUUUUAUUGCCGUUUUAUUACUACAUGGCUUUUUUUUUUAAAUGUUUAUGAAAGCCAAAUGUUGCGGCUUGUUUUAGGAUUGAAACAUUUAUGUUUUGUUUUGUUUUUUUAACAACACGAUCACUAAAGAAUUCAGCAGUCGAAUAUAUAUUUGAUGUUGGCACAAUUCACUCGUGGAAUACAGGAUUCAGUGUGGUGCUUAUUCUUGCUUUUCUGCCAGUUUGUCAUCGUGACACAGUCAGGUAGAGGUGGAGCGGCCUGGCCACAAACCAGGAAGCACCCCUUAACCCCCAGUGUGUGAAUGUGAAUGUGUGUGUGUGUGUGUGUGAGUGAAUGACUAGAUGCGCCCGCGACUAUAAAGCUAUUUCAGUCCUAAUAUGUAGAAAGUCGCUAUAUAAAAACAAGACCGUUUACCACAGCAUAGAUUUGUUCUUUCAUCGGUGGUUAAGUGGACUGAUGUAUUCAUCGUUUAUGUAUUCACUCUGACUUCUGCCUCUGUAGUGCUUUGAUUGUAAAUACUGCAGAAUACAAAAAAACUUGCCACACAAAAUUCGUAAAUUGAACUGUUCUCGCAUGUAAAUACUGAAACAUUUGGCUGUGCAUGUGGGCAUUUAUUUGGAUUAUGUCUAUCUGCGUGCUCGUGUUGCCCCCACCCCCACCCCUCCUUCGCUUUACUUUGACGUACGACAUAAUUUCUUUGCAUGUGUUUUAGUGCAUUUCAUUUUAAAUGAAUCCCAAACAAGGUGGAAGGAAUGAGACAAAUCAAAGAUCUGCAUCGAAUCCGAGGACGCGCUGAGGAAGACACAACGUGACGGCCGAGGGCAACUGCAUCACAUCCGCCUAGACGGCUGUGAUACAUCAGAGCUAAGUUUCCUGAGCUGGGAAUUGGGAGUACACAGACUCGGCGGUGACGAACUGCUGAAAUGUAAAGGCCCCGUGCGGAACGUGCAGCAGGCGACGCGUAGAUAUCAAGCGUGAUUGAUAUGGACUCGCUCGCGAUGGGGUCCGCUCCCAUCAGAGACAGCAGAGCGUCUCACUGCAGGGCUCAUUGGAGUCGGUCGUGAUUGGAUGCAUCAGCGGGGCAUUCGUUUUAACAUCGCCAUUCGUUUCAUCACAUUUUGCUCUUGGAUUUAUUUGUUCGAAUAAAUAUUAUUACUGUGGAAAA